Dibothriocephalus latus is the source of this 510-nucleotide messenger RNA. NCBI's taxonomy places the organism in Eukaryota, Metazoa, Platyhelminthes, Cestoda, Diphyllobothriidea, Diphyllobothriidae. The record is from the annotation of a GenBank genome assembly.
AUGGCAACACGGCGGCUGACGGACACAUUUCUGUUCAUGAGAAAUAAUGCAAUGCAAGAUCGUCAGAUCCCCGGGCCAAAAAACGAUCGCUCUGAGGACAAAGUAAAGCUUUUGGGCGAGAUGACUGACAUUGAAUUGGGUCCUUCGACUGCGUCUGAAAGUUUGCAGGAAUGGCAGGGCCUUGUAAAUUCUAUAAAUUAUGAGUUUACUGUUAUCCGGCAAAAAAUGAAAGACCUCAUCAGUCUUCAUGAUCGACACUUAGUGACGGCCAAUCUUGAUGAUAAUCUCGAUGAGGAUCAAGAAAUAGAGGCCCAGACUAAAGAGCUAACUCAGCUCUUCACCCUGUGCCAUCGGCAACUUGGUCAACUGACCUCCCUUAAGCGGCGCAUCCAGUCGAGCGGUGGUCAACAGAAUGAGAAAUUGGCCACAAAUGUUAUCUCCUCGAUAGCCCGAACACUACAAGAACUUUCAACCACAUUCCGCAAGGCUCAGUCACAAUAUCUUAAUCGU